AUGACUGAUUCAAUUGUAAAAUUUCCUACAAUAAAAACAUUAAAAAAUACUGUUGGUAAACAACGUCGACUAAUUAGACCACCAUUACCAAAAUCUAUCAAAGAUUUACCUUCUCAAAUACCAAUACUAUAUACACUCACUAAAAAUAAUGCAAAUUUCCUUUUAUUUGAUGGGUGUUUAGGUGGAAAAAGAGGUUUGAUAUUCGCAUCUGAAGAUGAUAUUAAAUAUUUGGCAUAUCAAAAAUUUUGGUAUGCUGAUGGAACGUUUUACACAUCCCCCUCAAUCUUUUAUCAGAUCUAUAGUAUACACGCCUUCGAUGAAGCAUUAUCAAGUCCAUUUGUGUAUGCACUUCUUAGUGAUAAAUCAGAAGCAACAUACUAUGAUUUAUUUUCAACAUUGAUGAAGAAAAUAAUCGAAAUAUCAAAUAUGAUUCGACUUGAAUCUAUUACCAUUGAUUUUGAACUUGCCGUAAAAAAUACAUUUUGUAAACAUUUUCCACAUGUUACAGUAAGAAAAUAUUUUUUUAAAAUCUAGUUGUUUUGAAUCUUGCUGCACAGAACAUUCACUUCCGGUAAUUUCAUCCCUUGAAAUGCUUCAAUACCAAAAUUGCAUAGGAUGUUAAAAAGGUUCUGAGAAUUAUUAAUAUUUCGUCAAUAAGAAGUACAUUGUCUUUACUUAUCUAUACCAAGCUUUAUGAUACGUUAUAGUAAAAUUCAAUGGCAAGCUAAAUUAUCUUUUGAAGAAUGUUUUUAUAUUCAUCGAUAUAUAUCAAACAGAUUCGUCUUCUAUUAUUAGAUCAAAUUUGUUGGAUACAAAUAGAUUACGAAUGUAGUAGAAUAAGCGAUCUUCUCAGUAUUUUAUCUCUAACGUUUUUGUUUCAUCGAAAAGAGAUAAAUUUAUCAUAGUCAGAUGGACUGCAUAAUUCACCACAAUGUGACUUAUUUUAUCUUGGUUAAAUACCGUUUACCAUACUUUAGAUCGAAAUGGUUUCAGUUACACA
This is a messenger RNA of Rotaria sp. Silwood1, 1000 nucleotides long. The record is from the annotation of a GenBank genome assembly. NCBI's taxonomy places the organism in Eukaryota, Metazoa, Rotifera, Eurotatoria, Philodinida, Philodinidae.